AUGGCGGCGAGGCCAGGACUCUCUCGGUGCUUCCUCCUCCUCCUCUUCCUCCUCCUGCUGCUGCUGCUGCUCGGGCCCUGCCGCGCCCCCCCUGCCGCGCCCCCCGCCGCUCCCCCCUGCGGGCUCCGCAGCAUCUCGGUGGGCGUGGGGGCGCUGGGGCUGGGGUACCCCUCCCCCGAGACCGUCGUGUUCCGUUACUGCGGUGGGGGCUGCCCCGCGCCCCCCACCCUGCACAGGCUGGCUCUGGGGGCCGUGCUGGGUCCGGGGGGUCCCGAGGGGGGUCCCUGCUGCCGCCCCACCCGCUACGAGGAUGUGGCGUUCCUGGACUCGGGGCUGCGCUGGCAGCGGCUGCCGCAGCUCUCGGCGGGGGCCUGCGCGUGCCUGGGGUGAGACCCC
Molecule: messenger RNA, 396 nt
Organism: Sturnus vulgaris (Common starling)
Lineage: Eukaryota; Metazoa; Chordata; Aves; Passeriformes; Sturnidae
Source: RefSeq, a predicted model, not a curated record